Messenger RNA from Phacochoerus africanus (Common warthog), 2162 nucleotides. RefSeq names its product interferon induced protein with tetratricopeptide repeats 3 (gene IFIT3). Gene Ontology annotation, cellular component: cytosol. The record is from RefSeq and is a predicted model, not a curated record. Gene Ontology annotation, biological process: defense response to virus. Gene Ontology annotation, molecular function: protein binding. NCBI's taxonomy places the organism in Eukaryota, Metazoa, Chordata, Mammalia, Artiodactyla, Suidae.
CCUUUCAUAAAGGCAAUCACUCACACACAGGGAGAAAGCAUCAGCUGAUGCAUCCUCCCCGCCCCCUUUCCCUUUUAUAUAGCUCCUUCCUAUUUACUUGAGGCACGUUUCUGAAGGGCAAAUCAGCUUGGACCCCAACUUUCAGAACAGCAGAGAACAGACCGCCAUCAUGAGUGAGGUCAACAAGAAUUCUCUGGAGAAGAUCCUUCCACAGCUGAAAUGCCAUUUCACAUGGAACUUACUUAAGGAAGAACAUGUCUGGCAUGAUCUAGAAGACAGAGUGUGUAACCAGACUGAACUUUUAAACUCUGAGUUCAAAGCGACAAUGUACAACUUGUUGGCUUACAUAAAACAUUUAAAUGGUCAAAAUGAGGCUGCCCUGGAAUACUUACAGCAAGCUGAAGAGUUUAUCCAGCAAGAACACACUGACCAGGCAGAAAUCAGAAGCCUGGUUACCUGGGGAAACUAUGCCUGGGUCUAUUAUCACCUGGGAAGACUCUCAGAGGCUCAAAUUUAUGUAGACAAGGUGAAACAAGUAUGUGAGAAGUUCUCAAAUCCUUACAGUAUUGAGUGUCCGGAGCUUGACUGUGAAGAAGGAUGGACACUGCUAAAGUGUGGAGGAAAACAAAUUGAAAAGGCAAAGGUGUAUUUUGAGAAGGCUCUGGAAGAGAAACCCGACAACCCAGAAUUCUCCUCUGGACUGGCCAUCGCAAUGUACUUUCUGAAUGGCAAACCAGCGCAGCAGUCCUCCGUGGAUAUUCUCAAGGAGGCCAUUGAGUUGAGCCCUGACAAUCAGUAUAUCAAAGUUCUCUUGGCCCUGACAUUGCAGAAGAUGAAUGAAGAAGCUGAAGGGGAAGAGUUGGUUGUAGAGGCCCUGGAAAAAGCUCCUCGCCAAACAAAUGUCCUCCGCAGUGCAGCCAAAUUUUACCGAGUAAAGGGUGAUCUAGACAAAGCUAUUGAACUAUUUCUAAUGGCACUGGAAUCCACACCAAACAAUGGCUACCUCUAUCACCAGAUUGCAUGCUGCUAUAGGGCAAAAGUCAAACAACUUCUGGAUGCAGGAGAAUCUGAAGCUAGCAGGAAUAGAGAGAUAAUUGAAGAACUACGGAAAUAUGCCAAGGACUAUGUGAAUAAAGCUAUUGAAAAGGGACUAAAUCCUCUGUAUGCAUAUUCUGAUAGCACUGAGCUCCUGGAAAUAGGAGAAUGUCAUCAGACAGCUUUCAGUAAGGAGCUCCCCAGCACUGAGGCGCAACAACUUCAUCAGCGCUCUUGCAACUCUCAGGAGUAUCACGAGAAGUCUGAAGACACUGCAGUCCGACAGUCUUUAGAGAAUUUGUCCAUAAACACGAAAUCAACUGAGAAGGAAAAGAUGAAAUACCAACUACAGAAUGGAGCUGCAAAUCAGCUUCCACAAAGAGCACCAAAUUCAUGGUAUCUCCAAGGAUUAAUUCACAAGAUGAAUGGAGACCUGCUGCAAGCAGCCUCAUGCUAUGAGAAGGAACUGGGCUACCUACUAAGGAACAGCCCUUCAGGCAUAGGCAGCAUUUUCCAGUCAGCAUCUGAGCUGGAAGAAGGCACUGAGGAAAUGGACCAGGGUGCAGAUGGCUCUACUCUCAGGGAGCUCCCUGACCCUGGGACCAGGAAGGAGAGGAAAGGAACAGAGAGUCAGGGCGCCUGGAAUAGUGGCUGAGAAGGGGAGGAGAGUGGGAAGGCAGGAGUUCCCCAGUCUGAACUUGCCAAGCAAGAGGGUCCUGCUUGUUGCUUUGAGGCACAUUUUUAGAGAGCUGUUUUCUCAUGUCUGUCUUCCCUGUCCUUAUCAGCCACUACACAGUUCUCUAGUCUGCAGGUUUUAGAAUGAACUACUACUAGAAUCAGUGCUUCAGGUCUGCAUGAUGCACUCAGUUCUCCAGAAAGCCUUUAUUUCUGCCCUUCUUGCCAAGGUCGUAACUGGAGAUUGCCAACAAACAGAAUCUCAUGUCUUUCACCCAACUGUUCUCCAGCCUUCUGCGCCUUCUGGAAGACUAGCUUUUGGGGAACCCUGGAAUAUUCCCUAAGUCUUAUCCUUGGCUUCAGCCAUGUACGUAUAUGUAUUUUUGAUAGUGAUACUACAAUAAAUAUUCUUACAGUAAUGCUACAAUAAAUUCUAAAAUUUCAAUUCAGAA